AUGGUCGAAAUCACGGUGCAGGACCCCGCGACUCAUCAUGACCGUGCGUUUCUCUGCGCCCUGGGCCCACUCCGCACGCACAUGCGCUACUUUGAGCCUCUUAUCCAACGCCAAAUUAACGAGGCCAAGGUGUCGUCGCCGUCCGAAUCGCCCGCCUCGCUGGCAGUGGCCUUCACCCUCCGUGCACGGUGCAACCACGCCACUUUUCAGUGGCUGAUGAACUGGAUUGGCGGCAAGGCACCGCAACUCACGAACGACAACGUUGUAAGCAUCUGCCUCUCCUCCAGUUUCCUGCAGAUGCAGGAGCUGUCGGACAACGCGCUCAUGUACCUCGGCGCGCACUUGAAGGAGAUUGUGUCGUCCAGCUUUGACUUGACGAGCCUGCCAACACACCUGGUUCUGCGGUUGAGUCACAUGGUGCGUGACGUCGACCUUGCUGCCGCACUGCUCCGCCUGCACGAGGAGCGGAGCGCGAAUCACCCGAACCGCGCCUUUGUCGUGUCGCUGCUGCAACACUAUGUGUGCCACAAACUGGGGGUGGCUGAUGGUGCAGCAGCGUUUUCGCAAACCGGCGCGGCGGCGACAGCCAGCAGCGGCAUCAACGGAGGCGCAUGGACCCCAGCCGGCUUGCCAGCGACGCACAGCGGCCAGCUGACUCUUCCUCCCACCUGUGGCUUACGCUGGUGCCGCCUGUGUGCAAACUUGUUCGAUGAAGGUGAGCUUGACCGACUCGGCCGCACCUCUCAGCUGUCUGGCCCCAAAUGUCCAGCACAAUCGGGGCCGACACCCCACGCCGGUGGCAAAGGUCAUCACGCAUCGAUCGCGGGCCGAAAGUGGCGCGUUGGUCCACGUGGUGAGAUCUUCACCACCCACGCGGCAGCGCGGCACACAACCCCGGUCAUUCUCGAGGCGCCGCCAGCACUCAAGGGUAAUGAAGUCUCUGCGUCGACGUUGGCUGCAGAUGCCGCGUCACCGUUCACAGCAGAGUUGGAGCGGUGGGCGUGGCGCAUCAUCGGUGCGAUCCGGUACCUGGGCUGUCGACGUUGCCUUCACCUCGUGAGCCUCCUCGACGUAUCGCAGCAUCGGUGCUCGGAGCUGCCGAAGAAGUUCUCGUCUCCGGACAACGAGGCUGAAGACGUCAAAUACCUAUACCUCUGGUUCGACUACUGCGCCGAGCACAACGUGUACGAGCGCGAGGGCGGUCUAACGCCUAUGCAAUACAGCGGGCCGGCUCACGUGCUUGCCGAGGAGGUUGUGGAGGUGCCUACUUUUGGCUCAAAGCCAGAGCCUGUCUCACGAGGUUCAGCCGCAACCACGGCCAGCGCGGCGGCGAGCCGCAACGACGUGAGGGCAGCAGGGAUGGAAGGCACCGGGGCCGUGGCGGUGGGCAGUGCCGGCAACACCUCCACCGCUCUCGCUUCGCCACACUCGAGCGCCAUUAGCCUCUGGGCCACCAUGCCCUUCUAUGUGAAGGAGGUCAUGAGCGAGAAUGUUGUGGACAUCGACAUCCUCAACUACGUGGAGCGGCAGCACCGCUUCGGGAGCGAGGCGCAGCAGUGCAGGGCUUCUGCGGCGCAGAACUACCCCGCGAUGCGUCUGUCCAUAUCGCCCGUUGUUGCGGGGGCAGCAAGAGGCCACGCUGGCGGUCAGCUGGUCUCGUCGUCGUCCUCGCUGCGUCCGCUGUCGAGUAUUGGUGGCACGAGUGGCGGUGGCACUGCGAGCCGCUUCAGGGGCAACAGCAGCGGCGGUGCUCGUGGCAGUCGGCCACGUGCCGACCCUCACACAUCGCCAUACGGGUCGCUGCUGUCGACGCACCGCUGA
Messenger RNA from Leishmania mexicana MHOM/GT/2001/U1103, 1821 nucleotides. RefSeq lists its product as hypothetical. The record is from RefSeq and is a predicted model, not a curated record. The transcript has a single exon. Lineage: Eukaryota; Euglenozoa; Kinetoplastea; Trypanosomatida; Trypanosomatidae. Bases 1 to 1821 code for a protein of 606 amino acids.